AUGGCCAGUGAGGCUGAAGACGUUGAGUAUUCGUGCCUGGCGUUCGAUAUUCUCUCUCUCAUCUCUGCUGGACCAGACACCUUGAAAAAUCAAUGGUUCGUGGCACCUUUACUGAACCCUGAUGGAUAUGAAUUCUCUAGAACUCAUGACAGAUUGUGGAAGAAGAACCGAUCACCAUAAACAAAUAGCGACCGUUGGGAGAUUUGCACUGGAGUUGAUAUAAAUAGGAAUUUUGGAUACCAUUGGGGAGAAGAGAGAAAAGGACAAUUGCCAUGUACAGAGGAUUAUCAUGGAGAAAAAGCUUUUUCGGAAUAGGAAACAAAAGUUGUGAGCCUGCACACAUACGGACAGAUGAUAACCUAUCCCUGGAGCAACACCGGAGAACGACGAAAAACUUUUACGUGUGUUAACAGCAUUGCACAGCGAAUGUCAAUGUAUAUGAAAGCGGCUAACCGGCGCGUCUAUCGGUACGGACAAUCCCACGAAAUUUCAUACCCAUCUUCAGGUACUUUUACUGACUGGGUUGUUGGAGGUUUGUUACUAAAUUUGGCUUACGUUAUAGAGCUCCCUGGCGAAGGUGGCAGAAUGUUUUUGGCUUCCCCGACCGACAUCAUGCCUACUGCUAAAGAAGUGCUUUUUGCUUUGAAUCCUCUGUAGGCGGCAAUGUACGCGCCACCCUGUGAUCCCCCAAGAUUUGAUUUUGAAAAAAAUUCUUGGAGAACGUUAAUCAACGACGCAUUGAAAUAAAAGGAAACUGCUAAAAAUUCGUGGCUUGGCUUGGGUGACACCGAAAUGAUAAUGGAAGAUGCUGUUGAUGGGUUGAUGUCUAGGGACAGAAAAUUACGUAUACACGACGAACCAGUGACCAUACAAGAGAGCUUUUCAAGAAAUAAACCUUCUGUUCAUAAUAUUCAAAUUGUUACCGAGACCCCACAUGGAAGAUACAAAAUGAGAAACUUUACUUCUAAACUUGGUAACCAUAUUUUGAUUUGCUUUAAUUGCACCAAUUUUAUUGACAAUAGUCACGACAGUGCAACUUAAUCACAAUAAAGAUUGCAUGACGUUCCAUCUAAUGAAAAAUCUAACAAAAAUAAAAAGGGCGUGAAAAAAACGGAAGAAAAGAAAGUUUCGCAGUACAAAUUUUAAAAGGAAGAAGUUACGACGAAAGUGACAAAACGCAAGGAGACAGUCAAAUAAAAAUUCUCCAAUCACACAAAGGAACCUGUUAAAGGAGCCGGUCAUACUGAUUUGCACUCAAGUUUGGGUUCGCAGUCAAUGAUGCAGAAUGAAAAGCCGGGCU
Hyalella azteca is the source of this 1300-nucleotide messenger RNA. Its product is annotated as zinc carboxypeptidase-like. NCBI's taxonomy places the organism in Eukaryota, Metazoa, Arthropoda, Malacostraca, Amphipoda, Hyalellidae. Gene Ontology annotation, biological process: proteolysis. The record is from RefSeq and is a predicted model, not a curated record. Gene Ontology annotation, molecular function: metallocarboxypeptidase activity; zinc ion binding. The transcript is spliced from 3 exons.